GACGGAUCUCAGACCCUAAAACUGACCCCCGAAUUGCUCACACUUGACCCUACUGCAUACACAGAACAACUGGUGCAGAAGGAUACGGCAAAAACAGAAGGCGACUUCCAGGCUGAUUACGAAGCGAAACUGGUCCCGCUAAUCGAACAAGGGAAAGCGGGAUACUACUUUAUGCGCACAGACAAGACACAGGCGGGCGAAGUUGCACUGCACCUGUGGAUACUUAUUGUGUACGUGCCGGACAGUACACCUGUGAGGCAGAAAAUGCUGUACGCAUCAACCAAAUCAACAGUGAGGCGAGAAUUCGGUAGGUCGACUGGUAGUGUGAGGUUUUGA
Sphaeroforma arctica JP610 is the source of this 336-nucleotide messenger RNA. RefSeq lists its product as hypothetical. Gene Ontology annotation, cellular component: cytoplasm; actin filament; myofibril. Gene Ontology annotation, biological process: barbed-end actin filament capping; positive regulation of neuron projection development; actin filament depolymerization. The record is from RefSeq and is a predicted model, not a curated record. The annotation marks the transcript as partial. The transcript has a single exon. Gene Ontology annotation, molecular function: actin filament binding; actin monomer binding. NCBI's taxonomy places the organism in Eukaryota, Ichthyosporea, Ichthyophonida.